This is a messenger RNA of Mycena citricolor, 4315 nucleotides long. Lineage: Eukaryota; Fungi; Basidiomycota; Agaricomycetes; Agaricales; Mycenaceae. The record is from the annotation of a GenBank genome assembly.
UUAAAUCGAAACAAUUUUUUGAGAUUUUGUCGUACCGAAAUGACCAAAAAAAACACGACUUCCAUCUCAGAGUCAGUCUGAUUCUAUGCAGACUCCGGCUGAAAACGCGUGUCGUCAUAGAGCACGUUAAUCAGCUGACCGUCGCCGCCGCUAGUCCUGAUUCGUACUCUUCCGACCACCCAUCCGACUCGGACUCCAUGAGCCACGACUUUUUCACAAUUCCAGGAUACCUUCCUUGUUAUCCUUGGCUCAACAGCGCGCCUUGUUCUGUUGAUGUCGCAGUGGACUUGUGAGAUGGGAUCAGCAGGAUACGACAUCGAUGGAUUCGGCUCCAUAGGCACGGUAGGUACAAGCUACUUGCCAUCUACCAUCUCGAUGGCCUUCGUCAAAUCGACGCUCAAGAUACCCUCGCUACGUCCUGGGUGGGACCUCGAUGCCUGGAAAUACAUGCCCGCCUCUAUCUCUACGUCUGCUCCGACUCCCUUGCCUGUCAUCGUUAUGGCGCACGGUUUCGGUGCAAACAAAACGAUGGGCCUUGCGCUCUACGCGGAAGCAUUCUCGACCGAGGGCUAUGCUUGUCUGGUCUUCGACUAUCGGCGAUGGGGUGCCUCUGAUGGGACCCCGCGCUCUGUGCUUGUCGUGCAAGACCAGUUGGACGAUUAUCGGACUGUCGUGGCUUAUGCGAGGGCACAGGCGGCAUUCGAUGGGACACGGGUCAUCAUAUGGGGAUCUAGCCUUUCUGGUGCACACUGUAUUACCCUGAGCACCGACAGAACCGUGAACGCAGUCGCCGCAUUGGCUCAAUGUCCGUACACCGGAAUGACACCGAGUCUGCCGCUGAAUAUGACUUGCCUCAAACUGGCUUCCUCUGCCAUCGCCGAUCUCGUCAAACAAGCUCUCGGUUUGCAGCCUGUGUACAUCCCUGUCGUGUCGGAGUCCGGGACGCUGGGUGCUCUGACGACACCGGGCACGGUCUCUGGCAUGAUGGCCAUUUGCUCUUCGGACGUUCCCUAUGAGAAUCGAGUGGGUGCAUCUCCUUGCACGCGAGAAAAGAGGCUGCAUCUCGCAAUUCUAGGUAUCCGCAUCCUCGGUGCUCCAGCUACCGCCCUAUCAGCCCCGCACGAAAGCAUCGCAAAUCUCCUGCCCGUUGCUCAUCGUGCUUCCCACCCAGGACAACUUGUGCCUUCCAGACGGCGCGGUGGAGAUAUCGAAGGCGACGGAUAAAUGCGAACUGGUCUCGCUGCCAUGUGGGCACUUUGAUGUGUACCAUGGCCUGUCUCAUCAUGCGGAAUCCCUAUCCGCUCAGGUCAAGUUUCUCCAAAAGCAUGUUCCCAUCUCUGGACUGUCUUGAGGUGGGGACGUAUAGUACAUGUUCAUGGAUGGAAUGUAUUCUUUGAUGGCUGCGUAGUCUCCAUGGGUUCGAGAGUGUGUUGAGCCAUGUAAUCCUCAGUCCUCGAGUAGGGGUGCGUUCCUAACAGUCGAGUCCCGCAGUCCUAAAAUCGCCCUGUCACCCAGAACUCAGAGGUAGAGAGCCGGCAUCGGGGUGGCAAUCCAGUGGGAAGCUUCAAUGGGUCAGUGAGGUCAAUCUUCGAGUCUAGUAGCCGCCAAUCUCGACGCCCGGCGGUAUCCUGUAGCGUUCCCAGACGCCCUUCAUUUGCCAAUUCGGCUUUAUGAAAUGGUGCGCCCACCAAUAUUGAUUCAGACGCGUAUUUUCGGCUUCCUUUCUCCGAUCAUUCGGACAUCUUUGCAUUCCUAGAGACGAGGAGCGGGCACAGCGGGUGCACGGAGGGUGCGUAGAGGCAGAAGACAAGUCGGACGAGUCGAAGCUGAAGAAGCACUAGGGAGGCACAUCAGGCACACGUGCCAGAUCCGGCGGCAAUCUAACCUCGGGCUGAUCGCUUCGAAGCGCAGGUUCAUAACUUUCCCUCACUCGCUCUCCUCCUCCUCCCCGCUUUCCUUUUCCCUCGUCCCCCCUCCGCCCCCAGCUGCCUCACUUCUCCCCGAUCCCUUCAAUCUAGUUGCCGACGCGCGCAUCUGCCACCCGAAGCCACUGCAUAUGGCCGCUCCGACACAGGAACUUCCGCCCUGGCUAUCGUACACGACUAUCACACUCCCCCGAACCACGCAGACGAGUCUCGUGGUCGAGCCGCUCACGUACUUUGGGCCGAGCAUACCGUUAGGGAGCGGUUGGGUGUUUGGGGGAUCGACGCGGCCUGACACACAGCGGACGAGCCGGACAGACACGGUGGCAUCGGCGACGCCCACAUCGGCAUCUACACCGGCUGCGACUACCGCGAGAUCUACGUCCGCGUCUCUUCCCGGGGGAGCAUCCUCGCGAUCGGCCUCCCAUGCGCCUGCUUCAGCCUCGUCCGCGACCCGGACUUCAUCUACCCCUGCUUCAUCGUCCUCUAAAAUUUUUGCUUCAUCAUCCACCGCUUUGGCUUCGAGAUCUGCUCUGUCUUCUGCCUCGUCCGUCGCGGGCGCACCGUCGCGUUCGGCAUCCGCGGUCCCUAUCUCCUCGUACUCCUCCCACUCUACUCUCACACGGGGCGAACUCGCGGCAAUCAUCAUAUGCUCAAUCCUUGGUGCUGUCUUCGUCCUAUUUGUGCUUUUCUUCCUCUUUCGCCGACAGAGAGUGCGCGGAGGUGAUCCUGAUGCGCCCGCACGAAGACGGAUAAAGUUUGCGUCGCUUCUCCCGGCGAACGUUCGGAGGCUGUCUGGAACACGUUUUACCAUGGUCACGCCAGCCGUGGAUGGCGCCUCGGUGCAAGACUUCGACGCGGACUGGCUGGUCGUGCGGUCCCCGGGACAGGGGCAGCCGGGACACGGCGCGACCGAAGCCGAUCCGUUCCUCACGCGCCGUGACGUGCAAGCGGUGGAACAGCCGACUGCUGCCGUUGGGCUCGACGAAAAGCUCCAUACCACGAGCAACUCGUCCCGGGUAACCGAGUCGUCCGGGACGAAUCUCUCCGGGUACGGUGUUUUGCUGGACCGGCCGGCGCAGGGGAGCCAACCUUGGCAAAAGGGUGGCGCAAGUCUUCCGCUGGGGGCGGCGUUCGCUGCCCACGGAAAUGGACAUGGACAUAGCCACGGCUAUGGUGCCCCAGUGCCCGGUCGCCGGAUCCUAUCCCCGGCCCAAGUCGCCAGUCUGGUCGAAGAAAAGGAUUCGUUGUCGAUCGUCACCGAGGGAAGCGAGCAGGAAGAAAGUCACGUUGCCGUUGCCACCAGAGUCCCUGUUGCCUCCAAAGACAAAGAACAUCGGCGGUCGUGGCUCUCUCGCUUCUCCUGGACCAACCGUGAAACCAAGGCCGCAGACGAAGAAAGCGGAGUGCUGUUGUUCGAUGCUGGCCGACAUACCCCCUCCAACUCAAUUUCAUCGCCGAUGCGCGAGGUGUCGUCCACCUCGGUUUCCGCCGCGGGUGCGUCAUCCAAUCCGCGCAGGUCAAGCCAGCAAAGUGGGGAGACGGUCUACGAGGACGCGCUCGAGUACCUGCCCACAACCACCGAUCCUUUGGAUGUGCCGGCUCCCGCUGCGGUGGUCCCCGUGUUUGGCAGUCGGCUUGGACUAAAUUCCCCUCGAGGCACUGGGGCGGCUACCCCCGGAAUCUCCCCUCGGCCCGCGUCAGGCGCGUUGAAUCUGGAUAUCGACGAUGUGCCUCCUGUGGCAGAAGGCGGCUGGCAGGCUCUCGGUGGUGGUGGCGGUAGCACGACCGUCGGAAGACGAGGAACCUUUGGCGGAGGCGCAUCUGCGAUGGCGCACCACCGAUCAGACUCGCUCUCCUCUGGUUCGCGGUCAGGCCACAGCCAUAUGACGUCGGCGCACUCGCAGGAAUCUUCGGCGGGUUCCGCCCGGAUGCAUGCUCUGCAACCUUCACGGUCGGUGGAGGGCCCCGCUAGCCCGACGCUGAGUGCAUUCGGACAUCGGGCCAGGAAUGCCGACCAAUCGGGGUCGAGCGGCUCGCGGCGCCAGGAGUCGUUGAAGUUUGGCGAGCGGACUGCCAGCCCGUUCCCGCGAUCCCGCAGCCCGACACAUGCGAUCUUCUCGAACUCGUCCUGGGCAGCGGGUUUCGACCAAGACUGGCGUGCGGCAUGAUGGGACAUUGUGCACAAUAUCUAUCAUCGCGUUUGGACGAUCUGAUUCAUUUUAUACCAUCUACUCAUAGAGGCUGCCUGAUACCUGGCUUCUCACGAUUGUCUUGCAUACAUAUCUUAUGUGUAUCCUUAUCCUCACAUGAUGUAUUUACGUUCUUACGAUCACUCACGACCCCCAAUGCGAUACCUCUUACGAUUCAUCUGCCGCUGGGCUUUGGCAGAG